This is a messenger RNA of Lottia gigantea (owl limpet), 606 nucleotides long. RefSeq lists its product as hypothetical. NCBI's taxonomy places the organism in Eukaryota, Metazoa, Mollusca, Gastropoda, Lottiidae. The annotation marks the transcript as partial. The record is from RefSeq and is a predicted model, not a curated record. The transcript has a single exon.
AGUAAAGUAUACAAUAUUCAACCUUUCGCAUCGGCAGAUCCAUUCCAAGUUUACUGUAAAAUGCAAAAUGGUGGAAGGACACUAUUUCAGGUUCAUCGGUCACCAUCCUUUAAAUUCAAUAAAACUUGGGUAGAAUACAGAGAUGGAUUUGGAUCUUUAACUUCUAAUCAUUGGUUAGGCCUACAGAAAAUGCACAUGAUUAUCAACAACGGAACAUAUCAAAUGAUUGUUAACAUGAAAUUGAAAAAUGAUAGUUUCUACCAACAUUACUUCAAUGAUUUUCAAAUUGAAAAUGAAAGUAACUUAUACAGAUUAAAUUUUAGUAAUGCCAAGCCCCAUUCAACGUCUCCUCUCGGUGACAGUUUAACAGACUCAAAGGGUAUGGCAUUCAGUGCAUUCGACCAGGAUAAUGACAACAGUACGUCAAAUUGUGCUAUGAUUAGAGGAAGUGGAUGGUGGUUUAAUGACUGUGGACCGUGCAAUCCUAAUGGAGAACUGUUGAACCCAACGGACAUGCUUAAAGAAACUGAAUAUGAAGUUUUCUGGACAAACGAUCUUCAAAACACUGUUCCCGCCAGAAUGGAAAUGUGGUUUGUUAAGAAAUGA